CGGGCGACCCGGAAGUGUUCCCAUUUUGCGUCGUCGGGGCUCGGCGGCGGCCGGGCUCGGGGCGGACAGACCACCAUGGGAUCGUCAAAGAAGCACCGCGGGGAAAAGGAGGCGGCAGGAACCACAGCAGCGGCCAGCACUGGGGGCGCUACCGAACAGCCGCCGAGGCACCGGGAGCACAAAAAACACAAGCAUCGGAGCGGCGGCGGCGGCGGCAGCGGCGGCGAACGACGGAAGCGAAGCCGAGAGCGUGGGAGCGAGCGCGGGAGCGGGCGGCGCGGGGCCGAAACCGAGGCCCGCAGCAGCACGCACGGGCGGGAGCGCAGCCAGACAGAGCCGUCCGAGCGGCGCGUGAAACGGGAGAAGCGGGAUGAUGGCUACGAGGCCGCCGCCAGCUCCAAAACGAGCUCAGGCGAUGCCUCGUCACUCAGCAUCGAGGAGACCAAUAAACUCCGGGCAAAGUUGGGGCUGAAACCCUUGGAGGUCAAUGCCGUCAAGAAGGAGGCGGGCACCAAGGAGGAGCCCGUGACCGCCGAUGUCAUCAACCCCAUGGCCUUGCGACAGCGCGAGGAGCUACGAGAGAAGCUGGCGGCUGCCAAAGAAAAGCGUAUCCUGAACCAAAAACUGGGGAAGAUUAAGACCCUGGGGGAGGACGAUCCCUGGCUGGAUGACACCGCGGCCUGGAUUGAGAGGAGCCGGCAGCUUCAAAAGGAGAAGGACUUGGCAGAGAAGAGGGCCAAGCUGCUGGAGGAGAUGGACCAGGAGUUUGGUGUCAGCACCCUGGUGGAGGAGGAGUUCGAGCAGAGGCGGCAGGACCUGUACAGUGCCCGGGACCUGCAGGGCCUCACCGUGGAGCAUGCCAUCGACUCCUUCCGCGAGGGGGAGACGGUGAUCCUCACCCUCAAGGACAAAGGAGUGCUGCAGGAGGAGGAGGAUGUGCUGGUGAAUGUGAACCUGCUGGACAAGGAGCGGGCAGAGAAAAACGUGGAGCUGCGCAAGAAAAAGCCCGACUACCUGCCGUACGUGGAGGACGAGAGCGUGGACGACUUGGCCCAGCAUAAACCUCGCUCUAUCCUGUCCAAGUACGAUGAGGAACUUGAAGGCGAGCGGCCGCAGUCCUUCCGACUGGAGCAGGGCGGUGUGGCUGACGGCCUCCGGGAGCGCGAGCUAGAGGAGAUCCGUGCCAAGCUGCGGCUGCAGGCCCAGUCUCUGAGCACAGUCGGACCCCGGCUUGCCUCCGAGUACCUCACGCCAGAGGAGAUGGUGACCUUUAAAAAGACCAAGCGGAGGGUAAAGAAGAUCCGCAAGAAGGAGAAGGAGGUGAUCAUGCGGGCCGAUGACCUGCUGCCGCUUGGGGACCAGACUCAGGAUGGGGACUUCGGUUCCAGACUGCGGGGCCGGGGGCGGCGCCGGGUGCCUGAGGUGGACGAGGAGCCCCAGGAGGAGGGGGAGAAGGAGCCUGUGCCUCAGCUUCCACCGUCAGAUGACACCCGCGUGGAGAACAUGGACAUCAGUGAUGAGGAGGAGGGCGCCGCGCCGCGCUCUGGGUCCCCAGAGGUGCUGGAGGAGGACGAGGCUGAGCUGGAGCUGCAGAAGCAGCUGGAGAAGGGGCGCCGCCUGCGGCAGCUGCAACAGCUACGGGACAGCGGCGAGAAGGUGGUGGAGAUUGUCAAAAGGCUGGAGUCUCGGCAGCGGGGCUGGGAGGAGGAGGACCCGGAGCGGAAGGGGGCCAUCGUGUUCAACGCCACGUCCGAGUUCUGCCGCACUCUAGGGGAGAUCCCCACCUACGGGCUGGCCGGCAACCGGGAGGACCAGGAAGAGCUCAUGGACUUUGAACGGGACGAGGAGCGCUCGGCCAAUGGCGGCUCUGAGUCCGACGGGGAGGAGAACAUGGGCUGGAGCACCGUCAACCUGGACGAGGAGAAGCAGCAGCAAGAUUUCUCUGCCUCCUCCACCACCAUCCUGGACGAGGAGCCCAUCGUGAAUAGAGGGCUGGCGGCCGCCCUGCUCCUGUGUCAGAACAAAGGGCUGCUGGAGACAACGGUGCAGAAGGUGGCCCGGGUGAAGGCGCCCAACAAGUCCCUGCCGUCGGCCGUGUACUGCAUCGAGGACAAGAUGGCCAUCGAUGAUAAGUACAGCCGGCGGGAGGAGUACCGCGGCUUCACCCAGGACUUCAAGGAGAAAGACGGCUACAAACCUGAUGUGAAGAUCGAGUAUGUGGACGAGACGGGCCGGAAGCUCACACCCAAGGAGGCUUUCCGGCAGCUGUCCCACCGCUUCCACGGGAAGGGCUCUGGCAAAAUGAAGACAGAGCGGCGGAUGAAGAAGCUGGACGAGGAGGCGCUCCUGAAGAAGAUGAGCUCCAGUGACACACCCCUGGGCACCGUGGCUCUGCUCCAGGAGAAGCAGAAGGCCCAGAAGACCCCGUACAUCGUGCUCAGCGGCAGCGGCAAGAGCAUGAACGCGAACACCAUCACCAAGUGAAGCCGGCCUCCCUUCUGAUCCCUUCCCCGACUUUAAUAUUAAAUAAAGCUCCCUCCUUAUUUUUUCCCCCGGUCCUGGUGCAGGUUCCAGGGUCAGACCUGGGAAGAGGGCAGGCGGUGCCAGACGGAGCAUUGGCGACACUGCCCUCCGGCUCCGUCAUCACCUGUGUGACCUCAGGCAGUCACUGAACCUCUCUGGGCUUUAGUUCUGCCGUUUGUUUGACCAAAACACCUUUGCUUCAUAGGAUGGCUUGUGAUGAUUAAGUGAGCUCAUUUCAUUCACUUACCUGGAAUGUGGAGGUGAGCAAGGCCCCUCAAGAGGUGGCUUAGGGUCUGACUUCUGCCAGGUGAGACCUGGUCGUAGGUGACACAGAUAACAGAGAUGCAGGCAGAGAACUGGCCUGGCUCCUCUCAGGCAGUUCUCCAGCCCACGCUAGGCCCAGCCAGCCAAAGGGAAGCCAGCUGGUUUGCUUUCUCACCCUCGCCUCCCCCAGCCGCUCCCGGCAUGGUCGCAUCGGUCCUGGCUGUGGCUGUUAAAUGCCACGCCUUAUCCUCUGCAACGCUGGCUUCUGGGUAAGAAGUGGGAUGUGUUUUAGAGGCUCAGUCACUCUGGUCUCUCCCAGUCUCCAGUGCUACAAGAAUCGAUCUGUUCACAGCCAGGAUGGGCGCAGCUGGGUCUGGGGGCAUUACAGGCUCCUGUAGUCUAUGUGGAGAGUGAGAGGCCCGGUUCCUCAGAGCACCCACCUCCUGGGAGCCUUGUCCCCUUAGCAGGGCAGGUGAGAUUCCUCGGCGUGAACUCCGUGAGGGACAGUAAGAGCCUGAAUCAAGGGAAAGGUGACUUCUGGUCACCUGGUGAUUCCCAUGGGAGUCACAGAAAACCAGCAUCCCACCACCCCUACCUCCACCUGAACGCGUGGCCAUCCGAUGGUUCACAGAUUUUUUUUUUUUAAUGAAAAGAAAAAAGUGGAUUAAAAUAACCUUAGAAAAUGUAAGAAAAGAACAGAAAAAUGUAAACAAGGGACAAAAUAUAGUUGCCUUAACCUGU
Molecule: messenger RNA, 3528 nt
Organism: Dama dama (fallow deer)
Lineage: Eukaryota; Metazoa; Chordata; Mammalia; Artiodactyla; Cervidae
Gene: SART1
Product: spliceosome associated factor 1, recruiter of U4/U6.U5 tri-snRNP
Exons: 20
Coding region: 76-2484 (802 amino acids)
Biological process (GO): mRNA cis splicing, via spliceosome; maturation of 5S rRNA
Cellular component (GO): U4/U6 x U5 tri-snRNP complex
Source: RefSeq, a predicted model, not a curated record